AUGACCAAAAAUUUUUUGUAUUCUGCUCCGACAGGAGGUGGAAAAACUCUGGUAGCUGAUUUGCUCGCUAUUCGUAAUUUAGAAAGAAAUGGUCGGAUAAUAUAUUUGAUACCGUACAUAGCUCUUAUCAAACAAAAAGCUAGAGACUUAAAAAAAAUUUUUAAUGAUAGUAACAAAGUGGUUGUUGAACUGUAUUUUGGGUCUAAAGACACACUUAAUAACGAUUACGAUUUAGCAGUUUGCACUAUUGAGCAAGGCACAAAAAUUAUUCAGAGCAUUUUAAAAAAAAAAUCUAAGAACAAUCGUUUUUAUACGAUCAUAAUCGAUGAGUUCCACAUUUUUUUCACACCUGAACGGGGGUUACUGCUUGAAAAUAUGUUGAUUAAAACACAGCCUGAUGUAACUAACUUGUCUUGCCAAAUUAUAGGUAUGAGUGCAACAUUUCCUAACUUGAACGAGGUAGCCAAAUGGUUGAACGCUGCCACUUAUCAGUGUAGUUACAGGCCAAUUCCGCUAUUAGAAUUUAUAACUGCAAAAAUAUUUAAUGAGAUAGCUAAUUUGAACUGUGUAAAAGAGAGAAAACAGAUGCUGGGUGAUCUUUUUUGUAAUGGUGUGGCGUUUCAUCACAGCGGAAUGACCAACGAUGAACGUAUUUUGAUUGUAGAUUUUUAUGCAGACAAGACUAUUAAAUGUUUGUUUUGCACGACCGGGUUAGCUGCCGGAAUGAAUCUUCCUGCGCAUCGAGUAUUUAUUAACGGCAUAAAUUUGGGUAAAAGUCGGAUGAAUUUACUGGACUACAAGCAAAUUUCAGGACGAGCUGGUCGUGUGGGCUAUUCUGAUUUUGGUGAAAUUUUUGUUUUGGUUUCAACGAGUAACGAUUUCGAAAGAGCUACAAAGCUGCUGACUGACACAAAAUAUAAUUUAGAAUUAUCUUCUAGCUAUAGUCAAGUUAAUGAAAGAAAUGCGUUUGAUCGAAGAGCAUAA
This is a messenger RNA of Dermatophagoides pteronyssinus (European house dust mite), 984 nucleotides long. Its product is annotated as DNA polymerase theta-like. Lineage: Eukaryota; Metazoa; Arthropoda; Arachnida; Sarcoptiformes; Pyroglyphidae. The record is from RefSeq and is a predicted model, not a curated record.